Daucus carota subsp. sativus is the source of this 1392-nucleotide messenger RNA. RefSeq names its product delta(12)-fatty-acid desaturase FAD2. The record is from RefSeq and is a predicted model, not a curated record. The transcript has a single exon. Gene Ontology annotation, molecular function: oxidoreductase activity, acting on paired donors, with oxidation of a pair of donors resulting in the reduction of molecular oxygen to two molecules of water. The coding region runs from base 106 to 1257 and encodes 383 amino acids. Gene Ontology annotation, biological process: lipid metabolic process. Lineage: Eukaryota; Viridiplantae; Streptophyta; Magnoliopsida; Apiales; Apiaceae.
UCUUUAUAAAUAUGCAUGCUGAAAUAUCAGCAACAUAACCAUUCAAAGAGUAAACACUAAACAGCAGAAGAAUAGCAAUCUCUGCAUAUUCUUCUUGAGAAAAAAAUGGGCGCAGGUGGGCGUAUGUCCGCUCCCUCUAGUGUCAAAAAAACCGAAACUGAGGCGCUCCGACGAGCGCCUCAUGAGAAACCACCGUUCACAAUAGGUGACCUCAAAAAGGCCAUUCCUGCACAUUGUUUCGAAAAAUCCCUGGUGACUUCAUUUCGGUAUCUCAUUCAAGAUCUCAUCAUGGCCUAUGCGCUCUACUAUGCGGCUACUAAUUACAUCGACCAGUAUCUCCCGAGUCCGGUUAAUUACUUAGCCUGGGCGGCUUACAUUGCUGUCCAGGGCUGCGUUUUAACUGGCGCUUGGGUUGUAGGCCAUGAGUGUGACCAUGAUGCGUUUAGCAACUACGGCUGGGUGAAUGACCUUGUUGGCCUAAUUGUGCAUUCGUCUCUCCUGGUCCCGUAUUUCUCAUGGAAGAUUAGCCACAGGCGUCACCACGCCAACACCCAAUCACUUGAAAAUGAUGAGGUUUAUGUCCCGAGAUUCAGGUCCAAUAUCAGGAAUUACUACAAAAUUCUCAAUAAUCCACCAGGCCGCGUAAUUGUGUGGGUGAUCACACUUCUCAUAGGCUUUCCUAUUUACCUUAUGUUCAAUGUUUCGGGGCACAAGUACGAGAGGUGGACUUCCCAUUAUGAUCCUCAUAGCCCUCUUUACACCGAACGUGAAAGGAAGCAAAUUAUUGUUUCUGAUGUUGCAAUUCUUGCAGUCAUCUAUGGACUCUACCGUCUCGUGUUACUUAAAGGCUUUGCCUGGGUGUUUUUUGUCUACGGAGGUCCAUUGCUAGUUGUUAACGGAUGGUUCACGUUGAUCACAAUCCUGAAUCACACUCAUCCUUCUGUGCCUUACUACGAUUCGAGUGAAUGGGACUGGUUGAGGGGAGCUCUGUGCACAGUGGACAGAGAUUACGGAAUCUUGAACAAGGUGUUCCACAAUGUGUGCAAUGCUCAUGUUUGUCACCACAUUUUCUCCAUGAUCCCGCAUUACCAUGGACUCGAAGCAACAGAAGCCAUGAAGCCUGUGCUUGGGGAUUACUAUCAGUACGAUGGGACUCCGAUUCUUAAGGCCAUGUACAGAGAAAUGAAGGAGUGCAUUUAUGUUGAGAAAGAUGAAGGCGAGACUAAAGGUGUCUACUGGUACAGAAAGGAGUUGUAGGUUUGAAGUGGUGGAUAUGCACUCUGUGGGGAGAUGAUCCCUGAUUUGUAAUUGCAUUGUCUUUCCUAAGUUUCUCAGUGUUGUUUAAUAGGGGUGGAAACCAUUACUCAAUGCAAUAAAAUGAAAUUCUAUGCA